Physella acuta is the source of this 1888-nucleotide messenger RNA. RefSeq names its product follistatin-related protein 3. The record is from RefSeq and is a predicted model, not a curated record. Gene Ontology annotation, molecular function: protein binding. Lineage: Eukaryota; Metazoa; Mollusca; Gastropoda; Physidae. Gene Ontology annotation, cellular component: extracellular region. Gene Ontology annotation, biological process: cell differentiation; multicellular organism development.
AUUUUAAUUAACGCAUGCUGGCUAGCUGUGUAUUUUUCAAUUAAUUGUUGAUGCAACUUCAUGCCUGUUACUUUAUACCGUAUAGAGCUUCAACAACAAUGAAAGCCUUGAUUAGUAUAGUUGUAAUGCUAAGCCUGUCUGGUUGCUGUCUUUGUCAGGGCUACGACUAUGACAGCAACGGUUGCCCUACAUACUGCCUCACCCUGCCCUCGCCCGUCUGUGGCAGCGACUGGCGCACCUACACGAACAUUUGCCACCUCAAGGCCAGCCGUUGCCGGGGUCGUGACCCCAACCUCAGGAUCAGCUUCUACUCGACCUGCAGCAAGAGGUGCGACUACAUGGCCCGCGGCGUCUGCCCGCCCAGCGACUGUCCCGGCAAGGUGCUCUGCGGGAGUGACGGGAACACGUACGUUGACCUUUGCACCCUGGAGCUGGCCAAUUGUAAGCUUACGUUCCAGACCAGGAUCACCGUCAAACACUGCGGUCGCUGUAAGCCGGGGGGCAAUUAGUCAACAGGGACCCAGUCGAAUACUACGGUCCUUUUGAACCCUGGGGAGAGGGGGGGAUGGGGGGGGGAGGGGGUAGUUAGUCAACAGGGACCCAUUAGUCAAGGUUUUUAGCGCAAUUUCCAUUCUGGAGAAUUGCGUUAAUUAACUCGUCAUUUCUGGGAAUGGAUGGAUGAUUGAAUGAAUGAAUGAAUGAAUGUGUGUCCGGGCUUUAAGUCGUAUCUCCUCCUCAACGAAGCAAUAUCGAUGACUAGUUCCAAAAGCAAUUAUGUUAAGCAAGUUACGAGAAUGAGCAUAGGCCAUAAAAAUUCCGGGUUUCUUUCAUGUAUUUCCCGGAAAAGCCAAAUAACCUCGAAAAAAAUUCAGUUUUUGGCCCAUAUCUCGGCAACCAGACCACUUAGCGACUUGAAACAUGUACCAAUCGAUUUAUGCCAUAAUUUAGAACAAUAUUGCCCAAGAAAGUUUUCAAAAAUAUCCUCUCGUUCGGUCACAAAUUUUAAAAUUACAUAAACACCUACAAACCGAUCGUUCUUCUAGCUUGAAUGCACCCCAGCAUUAUACGUCAGAGCUAUUUUUAGAUAACAUAAGGAAAUUGCGCAUAAAUGUCACUAGACUUUUUUAAUUAACUUGUUUUUUAGAUUAGCCUUAAAAUUUUACUUUGUGCGGCUUUCGCUUAUAAAAACAUGCUUAAGCCCAUAACCAGGUCACAUUUUUUUGGAAGGAUUUAACAUAUUUUCAUAUUUAUUCAGACCCCACCCCUCCCCUGAAAUGACCACACGCUCUGUCCACACACUCAUUUUAUUCAAUAAAUAAUAAAUAUAAAAAAAUUAGCUAUUUCCAGUUUGUAAGGGGAUGUAGCCAGAAUUCGCCGAAAAUAUUAAUUGAGUUGCUUCUCUUUACACGAAAUUAAUAGAAAAAAACCGACAAAAAGCUACAUAUUUUUUGACUUAGCAAGUCUACCUUCUACCUCUAGAUCGAUUUAACCUAAAACAACGAUAACUAUUUAAUGCUGUAAAAUGUGGGUAGGGGGUGGCAUUGCAGUGAAUUUAAAAGGAGUGCUAAACUUCAUUUUAAAACUACCCAUUUAAAAAGCAGGAUUGUAACUUCGAAAUUUUUUUUUUUACCGAUGAAAUAUCGUACAUGUAUGGCCACUUAAGACUUUGAUUAGGUUUAUGAUUUAGAUACAAUUUUUUUAUCGCGAAUUCAUACGUAUUACACAUCUCUCUACACUGUUAGGAUCUAUUGACACAUAAACGCUGUAGAGAGAUACUAUAGAAUUACAGUAAUCUUUGUGCUACGUUGUGAACAAGCGAUGUUGUGUUUGGCAUUUAUAACUCUGGCCUAUGAAAUAUAAUGACAAUAAUAAUAAAAGUUCUUGUGAA